Molecule: messenger RNA, 2314 nt
Organism: Suillus subaureus
Lineage: Eukaryota; Fungi; Basidiomycota; Agaricomycetes; Boletales; Suillaceae
Product: Bromodomain-containing protein
Exons: 8
Coding region: 1-1998 (665 amino acids)
Biological process (GO): chromatin remodeling; regulation of DNA-templated transcription
Cellular component (GO): nucleus; chromatin
Source: RefSeq, a predicted model, not a curated record
AUGUCCACAUGGACCGGACCCCCCCUACUACUGAACGGUCACUCCAAUGGCACACCACGUCAUUCACCACCAGCUCAUGUGGACUCUGCUGGCCCACCAACAUCGCGUGCUACUUCCAACUUCGAUUCUCCUCAGCAGCGCUCUGACCCCAUCGAUGAUGAUAAUGAAGCCAGACCACCUCCAGCCAAGCGGGCGCGUAAAUAUUCAGACGCCGAUCAAGCAUCCAUUGCCAAUGUAAGCAUUGUUCUCGUUGUGCACCAUACAGGCGUGUUAAUCCCUUUCUUUUCCUCGACCCUGAAGACUGGCUCUCCCCCUCCUAUUACAGCGUCCUCUGUGCAAACAAAUAGUGACACUGUUGUGUCAAGUCCAAUCCCAGUGCCCAUACCUACGGGUAGCGGCAUAUCGACCCUCAGCCCAGUGCAACACAGAUUUUGUCUGUCGACGGUACGCUCGCUUAAGAAGCUUAAGGAUGCUGCCGCGUUUGUGCAUCCCGUGGACCCCGUCGCUCUUAAUAUUCCUCAUUACCCGAGCAUAAUCAAGACCCCGAUGGACUUCAGCACCAUUGAGCGCAAGCUCAUGGCGUCUAAUCCCGCCAAGCCGGAGACUAGUCCCAACAUUCCACGCUAUUACAGCGCUGAGGAGUUCGUCUCCGACGUGCGAUUAGUGUUUAGUAAUUGCAUCACGUUCAAUGGCCCGGACCAUGUGAUUGCUCAGGCAGGCAAACACGUCGAGGCUGUCUUUGAUAAGCAGAUCAAGCAGCUUCCACCUCCAGCCGAGCCGAAGCCUCCUGUUGUCAAGAAAGUUGCCACACCUCCUCCUCCACCAGCUCCCCCCAAGAAAGCCGCGACAGCACCUGUUCGUCGUCCUUCAACCUCGGUUCCUGUCAUUCGACGCAACGAGGCCGAACAGGCAUCUGCACGGCCGAAACGUGAAAUUCAUCCACCUCCUCCGAAAGACCUACCAUAUGCCGACUGGUUAAGGUACCAAAGGACGAUGGCACAUGGAGAGCAGCUCAAAUAUUGCGGGAGGAUCCUAAGUGAUCUUCAACGAAAGCAACAUCAAACAAUCGCUGCUCCAUUUUAUGAGCCUGUCGAUGCUGUAAAGCUUGAUAUUCCGACAUAUUAUAAAGUCAUCAAGAAGCCCAUGGAUAUGUCCACCAUGCGGAAGAAGCUUGAGGCCGGGGAGUAUCCCAAUGCCUCAAAGUUCUUUGAUGACUUUAAGCUCAUGAUUCGCAACUGUUUCUUGUUCAACCCCGCUGGGACACCUAAGUGGAAGAAUCUGCCGCCCCUUCGGGAUGCAAGUGAUGAUGAAGAGGAGGAGUACGAGGAUGAGGAGUCGGAGGAAGAACGUAAUCGCAGGAUCGCCAAUAUGGAGGCUCAAAUCGAGUCGAUGCGCGGUAAUCUCAUGGCUCUGAAGGCCAAGCCAGCUAAGGAGAAGAAGAAAAAGGAGAAGAAAGAGAAGGCUCCUGUUGCUUCCACCUCAAAGGCCGCUACUUCGCGCGCCCCGAAGCAGCACCUGCGACCAACGGAAGCAAGCCCUAUGGCCGAGGACGAUGCGCUAUCCUUCGAGCAGAAGAAGGACUUGAGUGAGGCCAUUACCAGUCUCGAUGGGGUGAAACUUGAGAAGGUCAUUCAAAUCAUUCAUGAGGGCGUUCCCGAAAUUCGUGAUCAGAGUACCGAGGAGAUUGAACUUGAGAUUGACAUACUACCACCGCAUGUUCUCACAAAGUUGUACAACUUUGUGCUUCGGCCUCUGCGGCAGCCAACGCAGAAACGGAAUCGGACUGGCAAGGGCACGGGUACUGGUGGCCUUAAACGGAAGAGCAUGGACGAGACUGCUGAAGCUGAGAAGAUCCGCAAGUUGGAGGAACGGAUGCGGCUCUUCGAUGAUAACAACUUUGCCACACCCAACGCUACACCUGCAAUAGCUCAUCAGCAUGAUAGCGAUCAUUCAUCGGACUCUUCUUCAGACGACAGCUCGGGCAGCGAGUCGGAGUAAUUCGUCUUCCUUGCCUUGUGAUGUCGCUUAUCGUAUCUGGUCGACAUUUUCUUGCGCGACUUCGUCGGGUUGUUGGUAGAUUUUCUUCACCCCCCCGCUUAUUGUUUUCCUUUAAUUGCGACUGUCCUCUUGAUCUUUAUAACCUCCAGAACUUGUGCUACUCUUCAUCUCCUCGCUCUCUCGCAAGCAAACGUACAUACAUACAACACCAAAAUUAAAGAACAGCAAUGUAGUUAGUUAAUUCUAGUCGUGACUGAUGGUCGUCACAAUUGUAGACCAUGCCUGCUCGAUACCCUUGAAUUCGAUACCUUGACUU